AUGUGGCAGCUUGCCCAACAUCCCAAUUUCAUCGCCUUCAAGCCCAAGAGUGACAAGUACUUGUGGAGUGUUCAGGCCAAUCCUGAGCAGGUAACAAAGAUUGACUCCGGCGCGCACUACAAGCAGGCCAUUCCGGUGGCUGGGCUUGUGGAUUCGUUCCAGAAGCAGGAAAAAACCCUCAAGGAGCCCUAUCCCGAGGACACUUUCUCGGCUGAUGUGAAGAGCAGCAGGAUAUCAAGCGGGAGAUUCAGGUGUUCAAGAGGGUGUCAGAUGAGAGGAUUGUUGAAUACUAGAAAGAUGGAAGACUUUCACAAUGCCUAUUUCGAGUUGGCCAUUGAUCCACUCAACAAGCUAAUUUUCUGGCCACACAAUCCUGAGGACCAACUUGAAUACAUGGACAAGGAUGCACCGGAAUCUUCCGGAUGUCAUUAA
Phlebotomus papatasi is the source of this 432-nucleotide messenger RNA. RefSeq names its product ATP synthase subunit d, mitochondrial-like. The transcript is spliced from 3 exons. Gene Ontology annotation, biological process: proton motive force-driven ATP synthesis. Bases 1 to 432 code for a protein of 143 amino acids. Lineage: Eukaryota; Metazoa; Arthropoda; Insecta; Diptera; Psychodidae. The record is from RefSeq and is a predicted model, not a curated record. Gene Ontology annotation, molecular function: proton transmembrane transporter activity.